Trichoplax adhaerens is the source of this 1206-nucleotide messenger RNA. RefSeq lists its product as uncharacterized. Bases 1 to 1206 code for a protein of 401 amino acids. Gene Ontology annotation, molecular function: G protein-coupled receptor activity. Gene Ontology annotation, biological process: G protein-coupled receptor signaling pathway. The transcript has a single exon. Gene Ontology annotation, cellular component: membrane. Lineage: Eukaryota; Metazoa; Placozoa; Uniplacotomia; Trichoplacea; Trichoplacidae. The record is from RefSeq and is a predicted model, not a curated record.
AUGGCAACCUGGCCGAUAACUGGCUAUUUCUCGCCCAGUGAUCAUCCCUCCAGUCUACCAACUACUACUUUAUCUUCCAUCGCCGACGGAAUAUGGACAACUUCUGCUUCUAACGCAACUUCAGUACCUUCAAGCAAUUACACUUACUAUUUACCACCUCAGCUUGUCAUCUCGACGUGGAAUAUCGCAUUUAUUGUCAUCUAUGCUGCGUUAUUAACUAUCGGUGUACCCGCUAAUAUUUUUGUUUUAGUAGUUAUUUAUCGUUCACCUAAAUUAAAAGGCGUAGCUAAUUACUAUUUAAUCAAUUUAAUGUAUGCUGAUCUCCUCGUGUUAAGCAUUAAUGUACCAUUUAGUUUAAUUACUGAUAUUAUGCAUGAAAAUCGGCACUAUAUGCUGGGUAACGCAAUAUGUAAGCUUUCACCAGCAAUUAGUCAAGCAUGUUUCUAUACUAUGUCGUUAACAUUGACGAUUAUUAGUGUCGAUCGUUAUUUUCAAGUGGUUUAUCCAUCGUCAAAAUUUUGGAUUACCAAAUCAGUUGUUCUGGUCAUUUCCAGUAUAUGGCUAAUAUCGAGCUUGUUGGUUAUUCCAACACUGAUCUUUGUCUCUACAGAAAACAUACGUGGCAUGAAACUUUGUGUUAAUUUAAUGCCUAGCAAUAUUCGCUCAGUCUAUCGCCUCUUGGUUGUUAUUAUUAUUUAUCUUAUACCCUUCGUUAUCAUGCUAUAUUGCAAUUUUCAUAUGCUUAUUGCUGUUCUACGAACGGGUAAAACAACAUCUAGUAAUCAAAUUGCUAAUAAAAUGAAAAAGCGUGUGAUGGUUAUUGUAAGUUUAAUUAUAUUGGCAUUUGUAGUAUGUAUUGCACCUAGUCAAAUUUAUAAAAUUUUUCUUGAAUAUUCCGUAAUUCGGAUAUCAGCAGCAACUAUAAUUAAAAUUUCCGUCGUCUGUCGCACUGUCGCCUAUUUCGAUACUUUAAUCAAUCCAAUACUUUAUGCAGCAUUAAAUACAAGAUUCCGUGAAGGCUGUAAAGAUAUUACGCAUUCUUUUAUCAAUCGACGAUUUACCGCAUUACCUGGUGAAAUAUCUAGAGCUGAUUUAAUCCUUCAGACCAAAAAUCAAUCGUUAGCCAUCAAAGAGCUAUGUACACCAGCAUUGGCGAUCACCAUUUGCCAUGAUGAAAUCACAAAAACAACCGAUCAAUCAUGCUAA